This is a messenger RNA of Bubalus bubalis (water buffalo), 657 nucleotides long. RefSeq names its product histone H2B type 2-E-like. Gene Ontology annotation, cellular component: nucleosome. Gene Ontology annotation, molecular function: DNA binding; structural constituent of chromatin; protein heterodimerization activity. The coding region runs from base 127 to 507 and encodes 126 amino acids. The record is from RefSeq and is a predicted model, not a curated record. NCBI's taxonomy places the organism in Eukaryota, Metazoa, Chordata, Mammalia, Artiodactyla, Bovidae. The transcript has a single exon.
AUGAAGAAAAACUGAGUUUCAGAGUAAAGUUUGCUAAACUAAAUAUUAUCUAGGUUUCUGUCAAACACAGACUUGGGUAUAGGCACAUCUCUUAAACACCCCAUAUUGGGUGUUGUCAUUAUAGACAUGCUUGAACCGGCUAAGUCUGCUCCUACCCCUAAAAAGGGCUCUAAAAAAGCUGUGACCAAGGCCCAGAAGAAGGAUGGCAAGAAGCGCAAGCGCAGCUGCAAGGAGAGCUACUCCGUGUACGUGUACAAGGUGCUGAAGCAAGUCCAUCCGGACACCGGCAUCUCAUCGAAGGCCAUUGGAAUCAUGAACUCCUUUGUCAAUGACAUUUUCGAGCACAUCACUGGCGAGGCAUCUCACCUGGCACAUUACAACAAGCGCUCAACUAUCACAUCCAGGGAGAUCCAGACCACUGUGCGCUUGCUGCUACCUGGGGAACUGGCCAAGCACGCCAUGUCUGAGGGCACUAAGGCUGUCACCAAGUAUACCAGCUCCAAGUAAAUACAAUAUGCCUAGCCGCUGUUAAUGGAAAAAACAAUGGCACCCCACUCCAGUACUCUUGCCUGGAAAAUCCCAUGGACGGAGGGCCUGGUGGGCUGUAGUCCAUGGGGUCGCUAAGAGUCGGACACGACUGAGCAACUUCACUUUCAC